AUGCUUACUAUAAGAGAAUGGCUAGCUUUUCGAAUCCAAACUCGGUCUCAAGAAGGAAGAACUCUUUUAUCAUCAAGAAGGUUGUUUCAACAAUUUAUGGUGUAUGGUUACACAAUGCUUGAAGGAGAGAUGUUGAAAUGGCUCAGAAAUAAUCAGUCUAAACUUAGAGUGUCUAAGUAUAACAAUCUAAACCAAGAUGGAGAUGAAAGUCAAACUGAAGGUUCACCGACUAGAAAAAGAGUAAUUUUACCUUCAUCAUAUGUUGUUAGUAGGAGAUUUAUGCAUCAGUUGUACUAUGAUGGAAUGGAUAUAUGUAGUAAAGUGGGAUUUCCAGACCUAUUUAUUACUUUCACUUGCAACCCCAAUUGGCCGAAAAUUCAAAGAGCUUUAACUCCUAUAAACCUGAAGGCACAUGAUAGACCUGACAUUAUUGUUAAGGUAUUUAAAAUGAAGUUUGAUAGCCUUUUGUCAGACGUCACAAAAAAAGACAUGUACAUAAUCGAGUUCCAAAAGAGAGGCUUGCCACAUGCCCAUGUUCUUAUAUUCUUGCAUCCAUCUAAUAAAUAUCCAGAACCAAGUGAUAUCGAUAAAAUAAUUUCAGAUGAGGUUCCAGAUCCUGUGAAACAACCAAGGUUAUAUAAUCUGGUGAAGGCGCACAUGGUGCAUGGUUCUUGCGGGUUGGCAAAUCCAAAAUGUCCAUGCAUGAAGAAUGGAAAGUGUAGAAAUUUUUAUCCAAAGAAGUUCUAA
Molecule: messenger RNA, 747 nt
Organism: Vicia villosa (hairy vetch)
Lineage: Eukaryota; Viridiplantae; Streptophyta; Magnoliopsida; Fabales; Fabaceae
Exons: 2
Coding region: 1-747 (248 amino acids)
Source: RefSeq, a predicted model, not a curated record